CGAGCAGUCGGAGUGUACGGAUGAUUUCCGUUUGAACAACAAACCAGGAACUGGGGCCGGUUGCACCAGUUAUACGUGAGAUACAUGUGACGCAGGUGUAACAGAUGAUGCGAUGAUCAGCCGUCCAGAGAACAUCUGACCUGACACUGACUGACAGGUGAUGAUGAUGUCUGCAGAUCGAGGUAUAGUGGAGGAAUGGCUCUCAGAAUUCAAGAUUCUUUCUGAGACACAGUUGUCCAGUUAUGCUGGAGCCCUCCAUCAAAAGAACACACUCAUACCAGCUCUUUACAGCGUCAUUCAAGACCACAGCAGUGAGUUACUGGAGCCAGUGUGUCAUCAGCUGUUCGAGCUGUACCGCAGUUCUCAGGACGGCCUUAGACGCUUCACGCUGCAGUUCCUGCCGGAGCUGGUGUGGGUGUAUCUGCGCAGGAGUCGACAUGGCAGUGGCUGCAUUGAGGCUCUUCUGCUGGGCAUCUACAACCUGGAAAUUGUGAAUAAAGAUGGAAACAGCAAGCUGUUAUCAUUCACAAUCCCUUCACUGUCUAAACCAUCCAUAUAUCACGAGCCGUCUUGUCUUGGCUCUAUGGCUUUGACUGAGGGAGCUCUAUGUCAACAUGGCCUGAUCAGAGUGAUCUACAGUGGUCUACACCCUCAGAGAGAAACCUUCACUGCACAGAACAGGUUUGAGGUGUUAUGUUUCCUGAUGUUGUGUUAUAACUCAGCAUUGGUCUUCAUGCCGCCAUCAUCAUACCAGUCUGUCUGCAGAAUGAGUUCACGUCUGUGUGUGUGCGGGUUUCCGCGGCAGCAGCAGAAGGCGUGGAGUGCUCCCUGCAUCCGCGUGCUGUUAGAUCCAGAGUUCAUGGUGCAGAUGCUUACCGCUGUCUAUCAUGCUAUAUAUAAUGGGGAGUGGGAUGCAGGCAGAGAGGCUCUGGAUGACAUUCUGUACCGAGCUCAACUGGAGCUGUACUCGGAGCCACUGCUGCUCGGCAAUGCUAUGAAGAGCUCAUUACCGGACAGCGCACCAGACGCAUCGCAGGGGAGGAAGAUCCUGCAGCUGGAGGUGACGCCCACCAUCAGCCGAAUCUCUCACUGCACCAUCACUGCUGCGUCCAUCCGCAGACUGCGCUGGAGGAGAGAGGAUGUGGAUGGGAUGAGCCGGGGUGAAGAAUCCUUCAACCUCAAUGACCCUGAUGAAGGCUUCUCAUCCGGAGCGUCCAGCAGCAGCCAACCGAGCGGUUUCCGUGGGACUACAGCACCACGCAUGGGCGGCCACAGGAGCAGCUCGAAAAAGAACCGCUUGUCCGUCGAGAGAGAGCGUGAACGGGAGGCGUCUUCAGACCCUCAGAGGAGAACGCCUCAUUCGACCACCGUCACGCUCAACGCUAUUGAGCUGAGUCUCCCCGCUGGCUCCGCCCCCCUCGCCAGGGCCUCCAGCACCACCUCCAGCUCGUUUGACUGCAUUAACACCAGUGCAAGCUGGGCAGUGACAGUCAAUCCAGGGUUAAUCGGGUCACAGGGUGCACAAUUGAGCUCUGGUGUGGCGACUCAGAGACACUCAAACCUCAGUCUGCAGGACAAGCACUCACCGCCGCCGGACGACACAGAGCUUCUCUCUCCUGGAGCUCCGCUCACCAAACAGUCACGAUCUCCCAGUUUCAACAUGCAGAUCAUAUCACAGGUGUAGAAGCUCCUGUUUUAAUGUCUUAGACUGCCUGUCACCUCUAAAGAUUUCACCCAAAAAUGGCAAAUCUGUUGUCGUUUCAAACACGUAUAACAUUGUCUUCUGUGGAAACAGCGUGGUCAUUCUUUAAUUCACCUUUUGUGUUCCACAAAAGAAAGUCAUAAAGGUUUAGAAUGACAUGGAGGUCCAUGUGACAUGGAGUACAUGACUGUAUUUACAUUUUUGGGUGAAUAUUCCUUUAAAAGCCAGAAUGCCAAUAGACAGUUUUCCAUGUGGGAGUUCUGUCUGUUUGUCUUUCUCUCAGACCAAAAUCAAACAUUCCACUUAAUGAUUUGUGCUGGAACUCUUGGAAUUAUGGUCUGCUGUAAUAUUUUGGGAAUUAUAAUAUUACUGCAAUCACAUAUAGUCUAUAUUUUAUAAACGAUCAGCAAUAAUGAUCCAUAGUUCACCUAAACAGAUGAGAAUGCAUUACUGUCUUCCACUUUGACGUUUGAGAAUGUGCAAUCUGAAACAGACGUUUGUCUUAAGUUCGUUUUAUGCCAACUGUUUGGACUUUCCAUUGAAUUCCAUUCCAAAGACUCUUUCAAUCCUUUUAUGUUUAUGAGUUUCAACAGUUUAUGAUAUAGAAACUGAAGCCUUUUUAUUAUUACAUAAUAUUUAUUAUUAUUACUGCUAGUAAUCUUGAUCUACUUGUUUAUUGCAUUUUUGAACAUACAGCUGGCCUCAAUGAUUUAUUAUUUAUGAUCUGACAAUUAUAUUCUCAUCAUUUUCUCUUUUAUAUAUAUUUUUCUUUGUGGUUAUUGGCAGUUUGAGAGAGAGACUAGAGGGUUUUUUCAAUAUGUAGAUGUGAGGGAGAAUCUCACGAAAAACGUCCAAGUACCGCAUGCCCUUUUGAUAAAAAGAUAAAGAUAUCUAUAAUUCAGUUUUCACUGGUUAAAAUGGUAAUUCUUGACAUCAACAAUGAAAUUACUACUAGUGAAAAUGCUCAUUUUAUAUGAAUAACUAUGUUUGCACUAGUGAUGGUGCUAAUUCUUGAUAUCUGUAACAGAAUUUUCACUAGUAGAUUUUUCCACAAUGAUCUGUCGUUAAAAACGCAAUUACAGAUAUCUGUUAUUUAUUUCUUGCUAUAAAUCAGCUAUAGUGCCCUCCAUAAGUAUUUGGCUAUGUAU
Molecule: messenger RNA, 2850 nt
Organism: Xyrauchen texanus (razorback sucker)
Lineage: Eukaryota; Metazoa; Chordata; Actinopteri; Cypriniformes; Catostomidae
Gene: hycc2
Product: hyccin PI4KA lipid kinase complex subunit 2
Exons: 13
Coding region: 161-1684 (507 amino acids)
Biological process (GO): phosphatidylinositol phosphate biosynthetic process; protein localization to plasma membrane
Cellular component (GO): plasma membrane
Source: RefSeq, a predicted model, not a curated record